Molecule: messenger RNA, 2175 nt
Organism: Anopheles coustani
Lineage: Eukaryota; Metazoa; Arthropoda; Insecta; Diptera; Culicidae
Product: transmembrane protein 170B
Exons: 1
Coding region: 1-528 (175 amino acids)
Source: RefSeq, a predicted model, not a curated record
AUGUAUCGUGAUUGUACUGCAACGCACCGAAUCGAAAAGAAUCAAGCGAGAAAAAAAUAUCCAGCCACUAAGUCGCGCGUACCGCAAAGGAUCGUACGGCCGAAGGUACCAAGCACACCAGCGAUGUUGAAUGGCCAGGAAGGUGGCCACUCCUCGGGGCUGGACACGAUAGCGAAUGUGAUUGGCCUGCGGGGGGUCGGUACGUCCUCGCUUGCAACUUUCGUGGAGAUGUGGUACCACAUUUUCCUGUGGGCACUCUUCUCCUCCAUCUUCGUGCACACGUGCGCCGCCGUGAUCGCGUUCGUGACGCUGCGGAAGCACAAAUUCGGGCGCUUUUUUUCCAUCUUCAUAUUCGUGAUGGGCGUCCUGUCGCCGGCGACCGGUGGCGUCGUCAGCAGUACCGUCAUUGCCUUUGUACAUCGAGCGUCCAGCUUCCAGAUGUCCCCGAUCGUCGCGAUGAUCUGGGGCGUCGGUCAGACGAUCGUGUCCGCUUGCUUCGGGUUUACGCGCAUUCUUGCGACGCUGUAGUUCUUACGCGCGCUGGCGGACACUUUCGACACCCUUUGUCCCUCUGCCCCCCAACGGUAUCCAGUCCUUCGUAUCUGUCACUCUCUGGCUUGGUUUGGCUGCGCUGCCGUUGCUGGAGAAAGUUCGCUCGGAAGACUGGUAUUUUGCGAAGCCCAUGGUGGUGCGAUUGUGAUAUUGAGCGCAAGUGGUAGAGAUAGUUUGCGGUAGGAAAAGAAAGAAAAGUACCCCUGUUAGUUUCGGUUAACUGCGUGAACAGAAGAAGGAAAAUAUCUAAACUAAAUCAGAAAUUGCUGUAGAAACGGUAUCAGCACACAUUAGGGAAAAUUGAAGUAGGAAGGAAGGAAGGGAAACGAUACACAUCACAAUACAUCACCUGUUCGCAGUAGGUUAGGGCACGUCAAACCAAAAAAAACUGCCCUCAUUCUUAUUAGUUUGUGCCGAAGAGCUUAGGGGUAACAUGAGCACGUCUGAUAGGGAGAGAAACUGCGUUCUAAACAAGUGUUCCAGCCAAGGACGAUUCGGAUAAGGCAAUUUUAUUUUGGUUUUGUAUUAUUUCUUUAUUUUCGAAUAUAAGCUAGGCAAAACAAAAGUAAACCCAAUAAGAAACAUUUACCAUCCCGGGAGGAAACUGGGAGGCACAAUCAUUCAUACUUAGAAAAACCAAUAGGCAUAGGUUAACGAUGGUCGUAAGCUGUAAAAACAAGGAAAGGGAAACAAAGCAAACGUAAACUAAUUUACCAAGUAACAAGGGACCGCAUGACGCACGGGAAGUGAAGCGUCAUGAUUUUGUGGGGAAGGCUCGAGAGAGCGAGCCCAGCUAUCGAUAAUCGUAGCCCGGUAUCAUCCAUAAACAGGUAUCGAAAGAUAAGCCAAUACAAAGCGGCAGAAAACAUGUGAUUUGCCAACGAAGGACGAAACUCGUGCGAUAACAUUGCGCCCGGAAUCGCUGCGAGCGUUUAAGGACGACAUAAUCGCAAGGAAUGGUAUGUGUGUUCCAUGUGUGUGCUUUCCAUUUCAGCAGCUUCGAAUAGAGCAAAACAAUACUUAGUCACAAUUAUUAGUAAUCUACGACAAGAGGAGAAAGAGCAGACAAAAAAAACGAAUCGAGACAUAGUGAUCCAAUAUCUUAAGUCAAACAUGCUAGAUAUACAAUACUAAAGAUAUGCGAAUGUUUUCCACCUGUCUGGUGGGAAGGGAGUAUUUAUUUGUCGGCUUCUUUUGUUUAAUUUUUACGCGCCAUACUUCCACCGUGGUGCAGCAUUUUUUGUUAUAGUUCGACUACCAAUUGGAAAAAAGUUCUUCUCUACCAAAGAUGAAACAAGUUGCAUCACAAGCGAAGCAUUUCUUACAGAGAUCAUAUUUCGUUUUAAAAAGGACUAGGAUUUUAACGAAAUAAGACGUUAUUUUUGAGUUCGGCCUCAAUAAUCCUCUUUUAGAACAGUUUAAUGUGUUAACUUCUGGUUCGUCUAGCCACUUUCUGUUGUAUUUCUUCUUUUUAGAUCAAUGUUUUAUGUCGUAAAGCAACGGAUAUUUAAGUCUAGAGAGACGAAAACCCACGUUGUAUAGUUUCGUUCGGUAGUUUUAGCUGAGAAAAUGGGUUUGCAGGAUAAUUUCGGAUUAUGUAUCGUAAAAUGUUUUUUUAUUGGA